AUGGCAGCCGCCGAAAACGAGUUACUGCUGCCGCCGCUAUCCAAGCUCUUCGAAACCUGCAAGCAGCUUCUGGACGAAGUGGAAGUGGCGAUGGAACCCACCGGCUCCCGGAUAAUCCAAGAUAACGUGUUCAAGGGACUGGACCCCCUGAAGAAGGCUGCCGAAAUGCUAUCGCAGCUCGACUUGUUCAGCCGAAAGGAAGAUCUGGAAGAGACUGCUUCCACCAACCUGAAGUACCUGAUGGUGCCAGCAUUUCAAGGAGCAUUUGCCACGAAACAAGUCAACCCCAGCAAGCGUCUAGAUCAUUUCCAGUGGGCUCGAGAACACUUUUUAAACGACUUAACUCAGUGCCAAUACUAUCAUGUGGCAGAGUUUGAGCUGCCCAAAACCGAGACCAGCUCAGCUGAAAAUAACACUGCUCAUUCCUCCAUGGCCCAUCCCAGCCUCGUUGCUAUGGCAUCUCAGAGACAGGCUAAACUAGAGAGAGACAAGCAGAAGAAGGCGGUGGAGCAUAGGUUGUCUGCACUGAAAUCUGCUGUGGAAAGCAGUCAAGCAGAUGAUGAGUGUGUUCGUGAAUAUUACCUCCUUCACCUUCGAAGGUGGAUUGGUAUCAGCUUAGAAGAGAUUGAGAGCAUUGACCAGCAGAUAAAGAUCUUGAGAGAAAAAGACUCUUUAAAAGAGGCAUCAACUUCUCACUCAUCUCUUCAGCGCAAGCCUCCAAUGAAACCGUUUGUUCUAACUCGGACCGUGGCCCAAGCCAAAGUAUUUGGAGCUAGUUAUCCAAGCCCGGCAUCUAUGACAGUGAAUGACUGGUAUGAUCAGCAUCGGAAAUUUGGAACAUUACCAGAUCAGGGAAUAGCCAAGACAACAUCAGAGUUCAAAAGAGCAGCUCAGCAGCAAGAUGAUCGGGAACAAAAAGAGGAAGAGGAUGAUGAAGAAGCAGUCCACAGAGCUCCGAAGUGGGACGACUGGAAGGACACCCAUCCUAGGGGCUAUGGCAACCGACAGAACAUGUGUUAG
Hippopotamus amphibius kiboko is the source of this 1020-nucleotide messenger RNA. RefSeq names its product immunoglobulin-binding protein 1-like. Lineage: Eukaryota; Metazoa; Chordata; Mammalia; Artiodactyla; Hippopotamidae. Gene Ontology annotation, molecular function: protein phosphatase 2A binding. Gene Ontology annotation, cellular component: cytosol. The transcript has a single exon. Gene Ontology annotation, biological process: regulation of dephosphorylation; regulation of signal transduction. The coding region runs from base 1 to 1020 and encodes 339 amino acids. The record is from RefSeq and is a predicted model, not a curated record.